UUUCUGCUGAACUAUAGAGGCAAGCGAGCUGGUUAGUGACUCAAAAUACGAGUACACACACGACACCAAGCAAUUUUUCAUUAGUUUGGUGCCUCGAUGAACGUGUACCUGCAGCUUUUACAUCUUGGUGGCAGCGGACGAUAACGUUAUAAGCACCUACAUCAGUUUUUAUUGUCAAAUCACCGAAAUCAAUCGGCGGAUCGAUGGUCUGAUCGGUCGGUCGAUUGGUCCCUUUAUCGAUAUCGGACACGGCGACCCUCAAAAACGUCAAUCAGUCGACUUCGAUGGAUUUGCAAGCUAAACGCAAAAAAUUACUCAGGAAAUCGACGAAAGAAAAUCAGAUACAUUUGCAAAUCGACUCAUCCACAAACAACGAUGGCAACGGGGGUAAUCGUCACAGCGACGGCGACCUUACCGGCUACGCCCACAACGACGCCUUCAACACCAACUCAAACGCAACCAUCGCCACGAAUUUUCCGAAAAAAUUGAGCUUGGAAGAAAAAAAAUAUUUGUUAGCGGUACGAAAUGGGAAUUUGGCCUACGUGAAAAGAGUGAUCGAAGAUGCUCGUAAAUGCGCUUUGGAUGCGAAUACCGGUUCAAAUGAGGAUCAAGUGGAUAUAAAUUGUGUAGAUUCGUUGGGCCGAGGAGUGAUCACGUUGGCUAUUGAAAAUGAAAACCUCGAGAUGGUCGAAUUACUCAUCGUAAUGGGCGUUGAGCCGAAAGAUGCUCUAUUGCAUGCCAUAAACGCUGAAUUUGUCGAAGCAGUCGAACUACUAUUGGAAUAUGAAGAGCUCAUCUAUGUCGAAGGUCAAAAAUAUAGUUGGGAAAAAGUCGAUUGGAGUACAGCUGUUUUCACUCCUGAUAUAACCCCUUUGAUUUUGGCUGCGUGUAAAAAUAAUUUUGAAAUUUUGAAACUUUUAUUGGAAAGAGGAGCAACAAUACCUAAGCCACAUCAUAUCGGUUGCGAGUGUUCCAUUUGCUCUCAGGAAUCACGAAACGAUUCGCUGAGACAUUCCAUGUCUAGAGUAAACGAAUAUCGUGCAUUGGCCAGUCCGUCUUUGAUUUCGCUUACCAGUGACGAUCCUAUACUGACAUCUUUCAAGUUGUCUUGGGAGCUACGCAAACUGGCCAAGGAAGAGACCGAAUGCCAUAAAGAAUACACAGAAUUGAGAAAACAGUGUCAACAAUUCGCUGUCGAUUUGUUGGAUCAAACUCGAAGUUCGGAAGAAUUGGUCAUCAUUUUGAAUCAUUACAAUAAGGAUGACGACGCUUAUGACAACGAAGACUAUAAAGAGACUUGUGUGGGCAAAUGCAAAUGCACACCAUCGCCUACUAUGUCAUCUGAAGAUAUAGUCAAAUUACCAUUAAUACAAUUAGCCAUCAAGUACAGACAGAAAAAGUUCAUAGCUCAUCCCCACGUGCAACAGUUACUGUCGAAAAUCUGGUACGACGGACUUCCAGGCUUCAGAAGCAAAUCCUUGGUACAGAAAUGUUACAACAUCAUCGUGGUGGCUAUUCUGUUCCCUGUUUACUGCAUAUCUUACAUGCUGUUCCCAGAAUCCGAAUUUGGUCGAACUAUACAAUUACCCAUCAUGAAAUUUCUUGUACACGUCACAUCGUACCUUUUCUUCUUAGGAUUGUUGAUUCUGGUCUCUCAACGUGCCGAAGUGCUGGUUAUUCAGAUAAUUGGUACCGACAGAAUGAAACAAAAUCUAGUCAAGUCGAUGCAAAAACAACGUGGAAAUCUGCCUACUUACUUGGAAUGGAAUGUACUGAUUUACGUUUUAGGAUACAUUAAACAGCAAAUAUUGGAGAUGAGAAAAAUUGGCGUCGAAAAUUACGUACGUGGCAGUCUGUGGAACGUACUGGAAGUGAUAAAAAAUGUAAUCUACAUGUUAGUAGUGGGACUUCGAAUUUACGCAUACGUCAGCGAGCAGAUGGAAAUACAACGAGAUGCCAGCACCGCUUUCAUACCUCGUGAGAAAUGGGACACCUUUGACCCUGAAUUAGUAGCCGAGGCACUUUUCGCUACCGCCAAUAUUUUAAGUGCGCUGAAACUGGUUCAUAUAUUUUCGGUCAAUCCACACCUCGGACCUUUACAAAUUUCUCUAGGCAGAAUGUUUAUCGAUAUUUUGAAAUUUUUUUCCAUCUACGCUCUGGUGUUAUUUUCAUUUGCCUGUGGUCUAAACCAACUUCUGUGGUAUUACGCAUCACUGGAACGUAAAAAAUGUUUCACAUUGCCCAACGAUACUCCAGACUGGGAACAUGCCGCCGAAUCAUGCACGAAAUGGAGAAGUUUUGGAAACUUAUUCGAAAGUUUACAAACGUUAUUCUGGACUGGAUUCGGCGAAGUAGGAGUAGAUAGUUUCGAUUUGGCUGGAAUAAAUCCGUACACCAGAUUUUGGGCUCUACUCACCUUCGCAGCGUAUUCGGUUUUAAACGUUACCGUGUUGUUGAACUUGCUCAUCGCCAUGAUGUCCAAUUCGUACUCGAUAAUAGCAGAUCAAGCCGAUGUCGAGUGGAAAUUCGCCAGAACCAAAUUAUGGAUAAAUUUUUUCGAUGAAAAAUCCACCUUACCGUCACCAUACAAUGUUUUACCUACUAAGAAAACGUUUCGAUACGUUUGGUCACUUUUUCGACGAUUCGCAAGACUAUUGUGGAGGUUGCUGCAACGACUUCGACGAUUACGACGAUCCGAUUCAACGCAAUUGCAGAAACAGCAGCAACAACAUCACCAUCAGUCGUCAGUUUCGGAAAAACGACACGGACACCGGCGUCGCCGUCAACGAGUGCACUCAAAUUCGUACCGAGGCCAACCAAAUGGCAGCUUUUCUCGUGUAAUGCGAGCUCUGGUAUGGCGCUAUAUGUCUGCCAAGCAUAGGGAAUGCGAAACUAAUUUGGUAACCGAAGAUCAUUUGCAAGAGAUUAAAAGCGACAUAAGUGGCUUGAAAUUUCAUCUACUGGAUGCAUUGGAGAAAUGCUCCACCACCAACAUGACCACCACCGCCACCGCCACCGCCACCGCCGCUGCCGUUGCUGAUGAGCGUGAGAAGCAGCGAAUCAGGCCAACCACCUUAUCCCUCUCGACGCCAGCUACAACGACAGUACCUUCCAAUAAAAAACAACGAAGUUGGCAAAGGCAGCUGAUGAACGAUUUUCAUGUCGGUCUCAUCACCAGACGCUAUAGAGAAAGUAACGAGAAUACGCCUUCUCCAACCACAACUCCGCAAAAACAUUUGCUAAAAUUCCAUAGUUUAAACAGCGAGCAAGUCUUAUCGCUGUCUUUGAAAAAAACACAGAGCGCCAGCUUGCAUGGUUAUUUUCAAAAUCUAAGUGUUGCAGACGGGAGCGCCAUUGAUGGCGUGAAAAACGACCAAACAGCUGCAGCAAGCGCAGACGAAGCUACCAAACAACAUUCUCAGAUUGGAAAAUGCCGCAGUGAAGAAUCUUUGAAAAAACAAAUGCAACUGCAGAAAGCCAUUGAUGAAGCCGCCAUCUCCACUGGAACCAUAAAGGCGACUUUGUCGCAAUCCUCCAUCCUCCCAACUGGUUCCACCGCAGACACAGAACGCGAGGAGCCUAAAUCGUUGACACGCGAUCUUGUAAAAACUGUUCGAUUUGAAAGCUAAGAGCGAAUAGGAUGAAUUGGUCGAGUUCCAAUAAUUACCUAAAUUCUAUUUUAACGUGAAUGCAGGCGAAUUCUUUUUCAUGACGUGUGCUCUUGAUAAUAUGACGUCAUAGGGCAUACCAAUCUGCAUAUCUUAUCAGUAUUUCUGUUUUUCCGGUACCUUUAUAUAGUUUUUAUAUUCUUCUACUUCAAUUCUUAAUUUUUUCUUAAUAAAUUCUUACCGAAAAAAAUGACGAUGUUUCUCUCU
This is a messenger RNA of Planococcus citri (citrus mealybug), 3875 nucleotides long. Its product is annotated as transient-receptor-potential-like protein. Gene Ontology annotation, molecular function: inositol 1,4,5 trisphosphate binding; store-operated calcium channel activity; protein binding. Gene Ontology annotation, biological process: calcium ion transmembrane transport; regulation of cytosolic calcium ion concentration. The record is from RefSeq and is a predicted model, not a curated record. Bases 285 to 3629 code for a protein of 1114 amino acids. Gene Ontology annotation, cellular component: cation channel complex; plasma membrane. NCBI's taxonomy places the organism in Eukaryota, Metazoa, Arthropoda, Insecta, Hemiptera, Pseudococcidae. The transcript is spliced from 16 exons.